This is a messenger RNA of Paramacrobiotus metropolitanus, 5316 nucleotides long. Its product is annotated as sodium/hydrogen exchanger 10-like. Gene Ontology annotation, cellular component: membrane. The record is from RefSeq and is a predicted model, not a curated record. Gene Ontology annotation, biological process: proton transmembrane transport. NCBI's taxonomy places the organism in Eukaryota, Metazoa, Tardigrada, Eutardigrada, Parachela, Macrobiotidae. The transcript has 19 exons. Bases 559 to 5046 code for a protein of 1495 amino acids. Gene Ontology annotation, molecular function: sodium:proton antiporter activity.
ACCAGUUUAAAAAUUUUGAUUCUUGCACAAGAAAUACGCAGCUAUUCCAUCAUACUGAUCAGUUUGUAAAAGUACAGUACUUUCGGGUUUUUUUUACAAAUUAUUCAAUCUUAUAUUCAAAUGCUUAUAUUCAAAUACUUCUAUUCAAUCUGGUACUUUAACUAACUAUAAACAUUAAAUAUUUUAGGAGUCUAUCUGUACGACAAGUUAGCGCAACGCUCGCCAAUUGAUUGUUAUUGAGACUGGCAGAUUGCAGUAAGUUUUUUUACAGAGGUGUCAUCUUGAUGAAGUUAUGUGAAAAUGAUGUGAAGAACAGGUUCUUGACCUUUAAACUGAUUUCCUUUAUUCUCGAAUUGUUCGUGAUGAAGUUCGCUUCUGGGUUUAGGUUAUCCAGCUGUUGCUCCCAUUAAUUUACAGCGUCAAAGCAAUCUCGUCAAUCAAAUCCAAGACUGGAGAACAUAUGAUAAUCAUCUACUGCACCACAACAUUAUUGCCCUGCUACAUCGGAUAUGGGAUAGCUCCAUGAACUUGAUGAUAGCGCUCUUCUAAUUCAGUGUUAUGCGUUUAUUGGGCUGUUUAUUUAUUGUUGUAUCCUUCGUCGAUAUCGUGCAGUGUGACAACAAACGCGCAUUCUCUGAUGGCCUAAAACUGGUUAAACGCGCCGCGGUUGCCGCUGCGGUUCAAAAACCAACAACUCGAACAACCCACGCCCCGGCAGACAACGCAACUGUUGCGAACACCGCGCAUCAUGAAGAAGAGAUGCAUGGGGAAGAAUCCGAACUGGAAGCACCGGCCAUUUUUUUCAUCACGGUGACCCUAGUAAUCGGGGCCAUCGCUCAGCUGUUGCUGCAUUUGGUGCACCAGUACAUCACGAUUCCGUAUCCGGUCUUCCUUUUGGUCUUGGGUUUCGCGUAUGGAAUUACAACCAGCAAACAUGUGGGCAUUGCAUCGUUCACCUGUGUGGCGGCCACGAAUCCCGAGGUGCUGCUGCUUGUCUUCCUUCCCAUUCUGAUUUUCGAAGCGGCCGUUUCUAUGCCCACUCACCUGUUUCAAAAACUUUUCCCACACAUGCUGAUAAUUGGCACCAUUGGAAUGGCAAUAUGCCUGGUGUCAACUGCUUACGUCAGUGUCGGCCUAUUUCAGUCAAACUACGACUACAGCAAUGUUGGGCCAGAUCUGUUAGGAGAUCCGGAUAGUCCGGAAGAGACUGUAACCCUGUACUCCCAUGCCACUGAUUUGCACGAAGCGACUGAGCAUGGCAUCCAACAAACAGCAGCCCCUAAGUCAGCAUCAAAUGACGAAGCGGCUCAGAGUGGCAAUGGAGAUGCUGAUUACCACCUGGCCAAUCAGUUCCCACCGUUAAGUGAAAUGCUCAAAAACGAUGACGACAGUGCUGAUCAUGAUGUGCCGCGAGCGCGGCGCAGUGCAACCGUUGAAUCCAGUCAUGGUGCAAAAGUAUCCAACAGUAGUUCAGAACUGGCACAUGGCGGCAAUGAUGAUGACAAGUGGACCAUCCAAGUGGGAUUACUGUUUGCUGCUGUGAUCAGCGUGACCGACCCUGUCGCCGCCGUUGAUUUGUUAAGACAUUGCGGUUCCGCCAAAAGCUUAACGAUUGUGUUAGAAGGGACAUCCUUGUUGAGCGAAGCGACCGGGAUUGUAUUGUUCAACAUUAUUGCCAGAGUUAUUGAUCCCGACACCGAAGUAGUUGCAUCAUACGAAACCGGUUACAUUUUUCAAGUUAUCCUGGGCGGACCCGCAUGGGGACUCUUGAUGGGAUUCAUCGUCACUCAGCUUAUAUCGCGCAUGUCAAACAUGUGGGAAGCGGAAGCCAUCCUAAUUAUAAGUGCACCAUAUGUCACCUUUUGGUGUGCUGACGCGGUUUUUCAUGUGAGCGGCGCUCUGGCCGUUAUGGUGCUCGGAUUAUAUAUUAGCUCCCAUCGGGCUUGUAUGAAUCCGGAAGUGGAAGAUUUCAUUCACAAAAUGUGGGAGAUCUUGCAGCUGAUAGCCGACACGCUGAUUUUUAGCAUUUAUGGCAUCUUGAUUUCCCAGAUUGCCCUUAGAGGCGUGCCUGCCGAUGAUUGGUGGAAGCUGCUUGUGGUUAACAUUUUCAUUUUGUUUAUUCGCGGCUUCUCAUUUUGCCUGCUGAAACCAGUAUUAUCAUCAAAUGGCCUGGGUGCAAAAACGUUCACCUGGCCCCACACCGGUGUUCUGGUAUGGACAGGGUUUCGUGGAGCGGUAACACUUGCGCUCGCAGCGCAUGCCGCUGAAAUGCCCUACCUGGAACAUCGUCCGGCCCUGGCAGAAAAGAUGGUCUUCCAUUCAGCUGGGGUCGUCAGUUUCACACUGUUAAUCAAUGCCACAACGCUGCGAAUGCUUUUGCGAUUUCUUGGCAUGCUGGAAAUGCCCCUGUCAAAGCUCAUUGGAUUGAAUAUGGCAUUUCAACAUUUGCAGCACGUGAGACGACUGGAUAUGGACAGUAUGGCAAUGGACAAAUAUAUGGCUGAUGCCGAUUGGAAAAUGGUCGACACUUACACAAAAGCUGACGGUCACGAAUUCGGGCUCAAACAGUCCGAUGCAAAAAUGGUAUGGGCAUCGCAAUACUUGAACCAUGCUUACCAUUGUGAAGAAGCCAACAAAGAAAAAUGUGGGGAGGUAACACCACAAGAAUUAGCAGAGAUGGAGAAUAUCGCCAGACUUCGUUUAGUAAAAGCAAAAAAGACAGCUUACUGGAAACAGUUUGCCGAAGGGACCUUAAGCGGGAAAGGGGUGGAACAUCUGGACGAUCUCACGGACAUCGUCUUGCACAGCGAUAGCGGAGUUAUAUCAGCGGACGAUAUUCGGUUCUACUUAGAAAAUGAACAGUGGACCAACUUCAGACGACGAUUCUCCUCUAUUCAAAAGUGGAUUGACCGGCGCAGAUCCGAUAUUUUCGAAAGUCCAAUAGAACCACACCGGCUGGUGUGCUUUAAAAUCGCAACCUCGAGAUGGUUUGAUGUUCUUAUUUACGUAGUAAUCCUUUUGAACUGUGUGGAGACUAUCACAGACUGGUCUCUGACCGGAACAACAACUGCGGAAACCAACACGCGAGUGCUGUUUCUGUAUACCAACUUUACUUUUAUGAUGUUGUACACCGCUGAAGUUUUGAUCAAGGUUGUCGGAUUCGGAUGGAGUGGCUACUGGGGUCACACGUGGUUAUCCUUCAAUCGGCUAAACCUAUUCAUUUUGUGCGUGACGUACAUUGACCUUAUCAUUGAUUUCGUGAUCGUAUACAGCGCUGUGGGAAACAACAUCGAUGCACAGACUUUGUCAAAUGUACGGAUCAUUAGGUUCUUCCGGUUAGUUCGAUUCGGGCGUGCUUUCCGUUUAUUGAAGCCAACGGUUCCGUACGUCGUGGAAUUUUUGGAUAACCGCAUCAGCGCGCACUUGUACUACGGAUAUGAUAUUGCCCGCGCUUACGUUAUCGGGCAAGAAGAAUGCAGUGGACUGGUCAGCCAUAUCAUUGGCUACACUCCGUUGGUGCUACAAUUCAAAACGCAAAUUGAGAGCGAUGGAAAGACAAUUGCCAAAGAGAUCGGCCUUCUGAACGAAACUCGGCCGGAUAUCGCGACGGCAGUAAAGACACGACAGGCAGCGCGGUGCAUUUUGAAUUACAUGAUCAAAUGUUACCAAGAUUUUCGAAGAAAAGGUUUGCUUGAAGAAGACGAUGUUGAACACUUGAUGCACACCGUGGAAGAGCAACUGAAAAAGAUCCGUGACCUUCCGUAUACCGUUUGUGUGCUCGGUGACCGAGAUCGUUUGUGGAAUGUACCAUGGAUCAACGGAAACAAACAAGUGCUGGAAAUUGUCAAAUCUCUUUUCAUCGAAAAAAGCUAUGAGAAGAACGAUAUUUUUCUUCCCAUUAAGAGCCAGCCCGAUGGGAUCUUUUUCGUCACCAGUGGAGUCGUGUCGUUGGAGUAUUCCGAGCUGUUUAAUGACUCUGUGGAAUUAGGUGAAGUUUACAACUCGGAUAACAUGGAGAUAUCAGCAGACUAUGAUUUGGCAUUUGCCCAUCAUAUGCCGGUGAAGAUUGAUUAUGCAUUGGCGGGAACCAUGCUCAAUGUGCAGAGCGUGCUGCUCGACUUACCCAGGCGCUCUCAAGGAAAAUGUGAGACCGGCGUGUCGGCACUGUACAUGGAUGCCGUAUCGCUGUUCAAAGCAAUGGGAACCGUGCCCGCGCUGGAAGAUGGUCUGUGGAGGCGGAUAUGUACCAGUGUGGCUUUGAAUAUAAUAAUAAAGAGUGGCACAAUCAUGGACUAUGAAACUUUGGACGAGCAAAAAGCUCGGCUUUCUCGCGGAGCGGUGCGUCUAGUGAGACCUGGUGUGAAGAUUAAAGGUCUGGAUAAAUUUCCGGAGACUUACCUGAUUUCCGGCUCAGUGUUCAUUCCGGGUGGACGACGGAAAACUAUCGUGCACAUUCAUCGGGAUAACCCAAGUCAACGCUCAGUGCUAAGCCCUGUUCUGAGCCAGGGUACAAAACCGAUUAGCAGCAGACUGAGCAAAAGCAGUAAACACAGCAAAACCAGUAAAGAUAGCGCUGCUCUUGUUCCGCGCAAUGUCACCUCUCGACACAGCGAUAUUCCCGGAGAAACAUUACAUGCCCCAAGAAGACUACAUGCUUCCAUACAGGAAAUCGAGAUUCAUAAAGGGCGAAAUGCAGUUGUCGAUGAGACUGGAUGGACAAUCUAUCCUGAGUAUGCGGUAUUGUUACUUAUUCCGCCAGGAGAGCACGACCUUAGCACCAUCAAUAUUCAUGACAGUCAGCUGUUCUCCGCCGAGCCGGAGCCACAACACCAUCUCGGCCACAUUGAAAGUCAUGAGCGACGAGAUGCUGUACUUGCAACAAGCGCCCAUUCCGAAAAGACGCAUGAGACUCACCAAGACACGCCUCACCAGCGACACCAGAGCGACGUCGGGGAAAUUGUGACAAUCGUUAAGCAAGAAGAGAGAAGAAGGUCCAGAUUGUCGUACACUGCUUUUAUGCAACAUCGGCGAUUUUCUCAGGUUUAAAAUUAUUUGUUUUAAAAUUAUUUUGAAUUACAGCCGUGUGUGUUAAAGCACUCAAGCUUAAAAAAUGUUUUUGAUUGUCUAUAUAGCAAAUGAAGCGAAAUAAUUUUCGUUUUCUUCAGCAGCUUUUCCGCCUGCUGCUCUUAUCAGAUAAGCUUUAUCAAAAUUUGAAACUAUGUAGCAGCUUGAAUUGCAUGCUUGAACGCGAAUAUAUAUUUUUCUUUUAUUUUGGUUGGGAUGUUGAUGCCGUACAAAAAUGUGCCAGCUCUGUAG